AUGACUUCUUUUGGGUUUGAGCAGCCUGGGCACGUUAGAUCUUUGCGGCCUCCAGCGAGAAUUGGUCUUGAGAGGGAGGAUAGUAUCAAGGAUUACCAGAAAGUAAACUUGCAAAGCAAUGGUACUUCUAAGUUCCACACAAUGCCUUUACUUUCCAAUAAUAUAUCUGGGGAGCCAAAACAGGAAACAAGUGAGGACAAUUUGCAUACCCUUGCCGUUCACAGUGCAGGGCACCCAUCUGAAUGUAUAACUACUCGGUGCCUGGAGCUAAUGACGUUAGUGAUAAAGCUUGGUAUUGCGUCAGAAUCAAUAAGCAAUGCCGAGUCUUCUGGUGCACCUCUUUCAAAUGAUAAUCCCGUCACUGUGAAACUUGCUGCAUUACAAAAGCAGCUAACCAAUCUGCAGCAACAGAUGGACGAUCAUCGUGUCGACGGUGUAGAACCACCGCUACCAGCAUACGAUGAAUAUUAUGCACCGGAAGAUCAACCAGUAAUUUGGCGUCCAAGAGCUUUACCGCUUCGACAAAUGGAUAAACGUUUGGUUUAUUGGCAACCAAUGAAAAAAGCAGUCUAUUGGCAACCACUGAAAAAGAGUGUUAAUAUUGAAAAGGAAGAAGGUGAAUUUUUGUAG
Messenger RNA from Enterobius vermicularis (human pinworm), 630 nucleotides. NCBI's taxonomy places the organism in Eukaryota, Metazoa, Nematoda, Chromadorea, Rhabditida, Oxyuridae. The record is from the annotation of a GenBank genome assembly.